Messenger RNA from Camelina sativa (false flax), 1834 nucleotides. Its product is annotated as glycoprotein 3-alpha-L-fucosyltransferase FUT11. The record is from RefSeq and is a predicted model, not a curated record. NCBI's taxonomy places the organism in Eukaryota, Viridiplantae, Streptophyta, Magnoliopsida, Brassicales, Brassicaceae. Gene Ontology annotation, molecular function: fucosyltransferase activity. Gene Ontology annotation, cellular component: membrane.
UAUUAUUAUUAACCAGGUACUAAAAACAUGCUCACGAACACUACACACACACAUUCCACUAAAACAAAUUUAUAAUAAGAAAUACAAAAACAAUUAACUUUGAAAGCCAAAGUGUAUUAUUUUCACAUCAAAGUAUCAAACCAAAAAAAACCAAAUCCCCCCCAUUGCUGACAAAGAUCGUAGCUUUGUGUAAUGGGUAUCUUCUCCAAUCUCCGAGGACCUAAGAUUGGAUCGACCCUUGAAGAAGAAUUGCCUGUUGUUGUAGCUAAUGGCUCUCCUUCUUCUUCUUCCUCUUUCAGGCGUAAAGUUUCGAGCUUUUUGCCAAUCUGUGUGGCUCUGGUUGUUCUCAUCGAGAUCGGGUUUCUGUCUCGCCUCGAUAACGCUACUUUGGUCGAUACCUUGACCGGUUUUUUCACCAAGUCGUCGUCCGGUUUGAAGGUUGGCUCUGGAAUUGAGCAGUGCGAGGAGUGGUUGGAGAGAGUGGAUUCAGUGACUUAUUCUAGAGAUUUCAGUAAAGAUCCCAUCUUUAUCUCUGGUACUGAUAAGGACUUUCAAUCGUGUUCUGUUCAUUGUGCAAUGGGAUUCAGUUCAGAUAAGAACCCCGAUGCGGCUUUUGGAUUAGGUCAUCAACAUGGAACACUCAGUAUAAUCCGUUCCAUGGAAUCAGCUCAGUACUACCAAGAGAAUGAUCUUGCUCAUGCACGACGGAAGGGUUAUGAUAUUGUGAUGACAACUAGUCUGUCAUCAGAUGUUCCUGUUGGGUACUUUUCAUGGGCGGAAUAUGAUAUUAUGGCUCCAGUGCAACCCAAGACUGAGAAAGCUCUUGCAGCAGCUUUUAUUUCCAACUGUGCGGCUCGUAACUUCAGGAUUCAAGCUCUUGAAGCCUUAAUGGCGGCGAAUGUUAACAUUGAUUCUUAUGGUGGUUGUCACCGGAACCGAGAUGGGAGAGUGGAGACGGUUGAAGCUCUUAAGCAUUACAAAUUCAGUCUAGCUUUUGAGAACACCAACGAGGAGGAUUAUGUCACAGAGAAGUUCUUCCAGUCUUUAGUCGCUGGAUCUGUCCCUGUGGUUGUUGGAGCUCCAAAUAUAGAAGAAUUUGCACCUUCUCCGGACUCGUUCCUUCACAUAAAGCAGAUGGAUGAUGUCAUGUCAGUUGCAAAGAAAAUGAAGUAUCUUGCGGAUAACACAGACGCCUAUAAUCAGACGCUAAGAUGGAAACACGAAGGCCCUUCAGAUUCUUUUAAGGCACUUGUUGAUAUGGCUGCUGUACACUCUUCUUGUCGUCUCUGCAUAUUCGUGGCUACAAAGAUCCGGGAGCAAGAAGAGAAGGGCCUUGAGUUUAAGAAACGACCUUGCAAAUGCACUAGAGGCUCAGUGACAGUUUACCAUUUGUAUGUUAGAGAAAGAGGCCGGUUUGAUAUGGAAUCCAUCUUCUUAAAGGAUGGGAAUCUGACUUUGGAAGCCCUGAAAUCUGCGAUUAUCGCAAAGUUCAAGUCUCAGAGACAUGAGCCAAUAUGGAAGAAGGAGAGACCCGCAGGCUUAAGAGGAGACGGUGAGCUUAGAGUACACGGGAUAUACCCGCUUGGUUUGACUCAAAGACAAGCCCUUUACAACUUCAAAUUCGAAGGAAACUCAAGUCUCAAUACUCACAUACAGAGUAACCCUUGUGCCAAAUUUGAAGUUGUCUUCGUUUAAAUUAUAUUCAUACCCCCACUUUAGAAUAAAACCAAAGUUUAUUUUCAUGUUUUGUGAUACCAGCUUUGAAUGUAGUUCGUCACACGGAGGAUUAGGGAAUGUGUACAUAUAUAUAAAUAAAACAGUUUUUUGCUUGUCU